This is a messenger RNA of Prunus armeniaca (apricot), 825 nucleotides long. The record is from the annotation of a GenBank genome assembly. NCBI's taxonomy places the organism in Eukaryota, Viridiplantae, Streptophyta, Magnoliopsida, Rosales, Rosaceae.
AUGGAGAAUGAGAUAGAAAUGAUAAAGAAGAACAAGACUUGGGAGUUGGUUGAUAGACCAACUGAUAAACCAGUAAUUGGUGUUAAAUGGAUUUAUAAAACCAAGCUGAAUUUAGAUGGUACAGUUCAUAAAAACAAGGCUCGACUAGUUGCCAAGGGCUAUUCUCAAAAGCCAGGGAUAGACUUCAAUGAAACGUUUGCACCUGUUGCUAGGCUGGAUACCAUUAGAACAUUGGUGGCAUUGGCUGCACAAAAGGGGUGGAAACUGUUUCAGUUAGAUGUGAAGUCUGCAUUCUUGAAUGGAGUGUUGCAUGAAGAGGUGUAUGUGGAUCAACCUCCUGGUUUUAUGGUUAAGAACAAAGAGUACAGAGUGUAUAGACUCAAGAAGGCAUUAUAUGGACUUAAACAAGCUCCAAGAGCUUGGUAUGAAGAAAUCAAUUCUUACUUCACUAAGGCAGGUUUCCAAAGAAGUCCUAGUGAGGCAACACUAUAUGUAAAGGCUGCAGAAAGUGGUAUUAUUAUCGUUUCUUUAUAUGUAGAUGAUAUUAUCUACACUGGAAGCUCACAAGCCUUGAUGAUGGAGUUCAAAACUGAAAUGAUGAGGCAAUAUGAAAUGAUUGAUCUUGGUUUGCUUCACCAUUUCUCGGGGUUAGGAGUGAUACAAACCGAGUCUUACAUUUUCUUGCACCAGAAGAAAUAUGCUAAGACAUUGCUAGACAAAUUUGGCUUCAAAGACUGUAAAGCUGUAGCUACUCCUCUUGCAAUGAAUGAAAAGCUAUCCAAGGAAGAUGGGAGUGAACAAGCUGAUGAAGGGAUCUAUAGAUAA